Messenger RNA from Caenorhabditis elegans, 1136 nucleotides. RefSeq names its product Nicotinamide N-methyltransferase-like (gene anmt-3). Gene Ontology annotation, biological process: S-adenosylmethionine metabolic process. The record is from RefSeq and is marked reviewed. The transcript has 5 exons. The coding region runs from base 32 to 883 and encodes 283 amino acids. NCBI's taxonomy places the organism in Eukaryota, Metazoa, Nematoda, Chromadorea, Rhabditida, Rhabditidae. Gene Ontology annotation, molecular function: S-adenosylmethionine-dependent methyltransferase activity; methyltransferase activity.
GAAUACUUUCAAAGUCUCUACAACUACAAUAAUGACGGUGAACAUUGAAAUCCAGACCAAUGCGGCAAACGAAUCAUUGCCGAUCAUUCAAAACAUCCCAACCGAAGUGGUUCGCGAGUUGGAUGGGGAAAAGCUUCUGGAUCGCACCACUUUUUUCACCGAAUUCUCGACGAACGCCUAUCUCGAGGAUUUUUACACUAAAGUCGACGACCCGGCGAUGCAGAUGGUCCUCACUUUUCUGCCAAACAUCGUCGCUCGCAUCGGCAAAGUAGACAAGAUGUUGGACUUCGGAGCCGGGCCGACUAUCCACGUGGCUGCAUGCUUCCGUGAAACGGCGAACGAGAUCCACCUGGCUGAUUAUUUGCCACAAAACCGCGACGAGUUAUACAGAUGGGUGAACAAUGAAAGCAAGUUUGACUGGACAAUCCCAUUGAGAAUGAUUUUAACGAGAGAAGGAAGAACCUGGGAUAAGCUGUCAACUGUGGAACCUGAAACUAGAGACAAGAUUGUUGAUAUUUACCACUGUGACGUUUUCCAAAACCCCUCUGUUGUUUGUCCAAAGGACAUCUAUGGACAGUUUGACGCAGUAGUUACCAUCUUCUGUGUCGAAUACUGUUGCAACACUCUCUCCGAGUACUAUAAUUCAAUCAAAAACACCGCUGGAGCAGUGAAGCCUGGCGGCUACCUCAUUUAUGGUGGAAUCUUUGAAGAGACAUGGUGCAGCUUUGGUGGUCGUAAAUUCACAUGUCUCUACAUAACCAAAGAAGUAAUGCUCGAUGCAUUGGCUAAAGCUGAUCUUUUCGUUGAGGAGAAUGACCGUGGAUGUGUUCUUUAUGAAAUCAAUGGAAUGUUCAUGGUUUCCGCAAAGAAACGUGCAGCAUAAACAAAACUCUCUACUGAUUAAAUGUCUAUACACCCCCCUUGUUUGUAGUUUAAUAAGUACUGUAUUCAUCUCAUAACAACCCCCUAUUCGCUUUUUCGUAUUUCAAGAAGGGAGAGUUUUUGAACUCUCUAACAAACACCUACAUGCACCAAAUCACCCCCUUCCUUUUUGAGUAUUUUAUUUGGAUUCUGUCUUUUUUUAUUGAUAUAGGUUUAAAUAUUUAUUUGGAUUUUCAAUGAAUAUUUUGUUCAAC